GGGCGCGCCGGGGCCGGGAGGCGGGCACCCGGCGCGAGUCCCGCCGGGCAAGGGAGGCCUCGGCCUGACGCCGGCCACGCAGCGGCGGGAGAGCGAGCACCGGGGCGGCGGCGUCCUGGAGACCCCGGAGAGAUGGAAGCGGCGCCGGCGGCGGCCGAGGCGGCGGGGUGCGAGGAGCUAGACAUGGAUGUAAUGAGGCCCUUGAUAAAUGAGCAGAAUUUUGAUGGGACAUCAGAUGAAGAACAUGAGCAAGAGCUUCUACCUGUUCAGAAACAUUAUCAACUUGAUGAUCAAGAGGGUAUUUCAUUUGUACAAACUCUUAUGCAUCUCCUUAAAGGAAAUAUUGGAACUGGCCUUUUAGGACUUCCGUUGGCAAUAAAAAAUGCAGGCAUAGUGCUUGGACCAAUCAGCCUUGUGUUUAUAGGAAUUAUUUCUGUUCACUGUAUGCACAUAUUGGUACGUUGCAGUCACUUUCUAUGUCAGAGGUAUAAAAAGUCAAACUUAGGUUAUAGUGACACUGUGAGUGUUGCUCUGGAAGUAAGUCCUUGGAGUUGUCUCCAGAAGCAAGCAGCAUGGGGACGGACUGUGGUUGACUUUUUUCUUGUGAUAACACAGCUGGGAUUCUGUAGUGUUUAUAUUGUCUUCUUAGCUGAAAAUGUGAAACAAGUUCAUGAAGGAUUCCUGGAGAGUAAAGUGUUUAUUUCUAAUAGUACCGAUUCAUCAAAUCCAUGUGAGAGAAGAAGUGUUGACCUGAGGAUAUAUAUGCUUUGCCUUCUUCCAUUUAUAAUUCUUUUGGUCUUCAUUCGUGAUCUAAAGAAUCUGUUUGUACUUUCAUUCCUUGCCAACAUUUCCAUGGCUGUCAGUCUUGUGAUAAUUUACCAGUAUGUUAUUAGGAACAUGCCAGAUCCCCACAACCUUCCAAUAGUGGCUGGUUGGAAGAAAUACCCACUCUUUUUUGGUACUGCUGUAUUUGCUUUUGAAGGCAUAGGAGUGGUCCUUCCCCUGGAAAACCAAAUGAAAGAAUCAAAACGCUUCCCUCAAGCCCUGAAUAUUGGCAUGGGAAUUGUUACUACUUUGUAUAUAACAUUAGCUACUUUAGGAUAUAUGUGUUUCCGUGAUGAAAUCAAAGGGAGCAUAACUUUAAAUCUUCCCCAAGAUAUAUGGUUAUAUCAAUCAGUGAAAAUUCUGUAUUCCUUUGGCAUUUUUGUGACGUAUUCAAUUCAGUUCUAUGUUCCAGCAGAGAUCAUUCUCCCUGCAGUUACAUCCAAAUUUCAUGCUAAAUGGAAGCAAAUCUGUGAAUUUGGGAUAAGGUCCUUCUUGGUUAGUAUUACUUGUGCUGGAGCGAUUCUUAUUCCUCGUUUAGACAUCGUGAUCUCCUUUGUUGGAGCUGUGAGCAGCAGCACAUUGGCCCUGAUUCUGCCACCUUUGGUUGAAAUUCUUACAUUUUCUAAGGAACAUUACAAUAUAUGGAUGAUCCUGAAAAAUAUUUCUAUAGCAUUCACUGGAUUUGUUGGUUUCUUAUUAGGUACAUAUAUAACUGUUGAAGAAAUUAUUUACCCUACUGUCAAAGUUGCAGCUGGCACUCCACAAAGUCCCUCUCUAAAUUUGAAUUCAACAUGCUUAACAUCUGGUUUGAAAUAGUAGAAGUAACAUUAUGAGCCUUCUACUUUUGUCUUAAUUCUAAAAAUGAUUAAAAUAACUAGUAAAAUGCAUCGUCAUAUGCUUAAAAAUAGUACCAAACCCUGUUUUCUUUUGGCACGAUAUUAAUAUUUUGGCAGUAAUUGUAAUUCUUUACCAGUAGUGAUAAACUGUGACAGAUCCUUGGUUUUAAGUGUUAACAAUAAUUUCAGAAAAUUAAGUUUUAGAAAUUGAAAAAAAUCAAAACUAAAAUGUAAAAAAUUAAAGAAUAAAAAUGCUUCCAUUAUCAUUUAUUGUAAUAAGAAAUAUUUUAACCAGGAUUUCUCUGUUAACCCCAUGCUACUCUUUUGCCACUCAGUUGAGAAGAGAAUAGGAUUUAAAGAAUAAGAGAAUUAAAUAAGGACAUAUAUAACUGAAAUCUCUCUCUAGAGAAGUUUGUGCAUGCCAAAGUAGACUUUAUGUAUGUAUAAUGUAAAAGAUAUUGCAAUUAUGUCUUUAUUAGCCAAGUCCUAAUGAUUAGCUUCUGAAAGUAUAGAAAACUCCCAUUAACUAUAAUGUAAGCUUCAGAAAAUUCCAAAACCAGAAUUAUUUUUACACUAUAUCUAUAAUGGUAGUUUAUCUUCAUAAUAAUAAUCAAGUGGCACUGUGUAAAAUUCUGACUUAGUAUUUUAGUAAAAUUUAAAAGGGCUUGAACAGUUAUCCAAUACAACUCCCUUAUUUUUCACUGGAGGAAAUGGAGGCCUAGAAAGAAAGGUUAAGUAAUUUGGUUAAGACCACUCAGCCUAGAGAUUAAGAGAAACUGAUCUUCUGACUCCCAGGCCAGGACUUUUUAUUUUUUACAUCACAUCUAAGAAAAAGAAUAAAUUAUGUUCAGCUUAA
Microcebus murinus (gray mouse lemur) is the source of this 2517-nucleotide messenger RNA. It is a transcript of the gene SLC36A4, whose product is annotated as solute carrier family 36 member 4. Gene Ontology annotation, molecular function: L-proline transmembrane transporter activity; L-alanine transmembrane transporter activity. The record is from RefSeq and is a predicted model, not a curated record. Gene Ontology annotation, cellular component: vacuolar membrane. Lineage: Eukaryota; Metazoa; Chordata; Mammalia; Primates; Cheirogaleidae. Gene Ontology annotation, biological process: amino acid transmembrane transport; L-alanine transport.